CGGAUCAUUUGGUGGGUUUAUUGUCCAUCAGAUAGAAACGGCUCGGCCAACCAAGCCCCUGAUCAUCUGUCAAGCUCAGACGUGGAGUUAGCAGAACAGUUUGGCAAUUGUGAAGUGAACAAAUCCUUUCCCUUUGAAGGGAUUAAUGUUGUCCAAGACAAGGAGCCAUGAUGCCUCACCGACCCGAGUUCCCCACUGCUGCCAAGCCGAUGUCCAUUUGGUUGGUUCUAGACCCAUCGAGCGAUUCGGGACAUGGGGGCGCCACCGCUCACUGACAGAGUCUGUGUACCUUUCACUGGCAGUCCUUGGCGACUAUGGGUAUGCAGAAGACAUGGAGCAGUUACUCCAUGGGACGAGGUGGGAGCGUCUCAUCAUGAUGCGAUCCGAGUCUAGUCUGCCUUUGACUAUCGAGUUCUUGUUCUCCUUGGAGGUGGAGCCAUCAUUUGGGUCGCGGACGCUGAACUUUCGUUGCAUCGACUCUCACACUACACUAGCCUUCACUCUCUUAGGGCAUGUGUAUUGUCUAAGAGUCGGGGAUCUCACUAGGCAUUUGGGUCUUUACACUUGGGAGGAGACGAUGGAGCAGGAGCUCCAUGAAAAACCAUUACUUUUUCCCAAUGAUGUGGACCGGGUUGCUUUUUGGGCGGAGCACUCUACUGACCCGGAUCGCUUUGAUGUUGUGAGCCAGGCAAGGUUCUGGAUCCAGCUGACUUGGCGGAUCUUAUCUUUUGUGUUAUCCACGUCCUUCUUCGGAAGGCCAUUAAGCACAAAUCGGGUGUAUGCCGAUGACCUCAUAGUCUUCUGGAGCUUGCACAAAAGUCAGCUGGUGAACGUGGCCGUCUUUCUACUUCGAUUUCUUUACAGCCAGUCGUUGGGGAACCGGACGCACAUCGUUUUCGGCUUUGUUGUUACACUACUCUUCCGGUCUCUUGUGAGUGCCCCUCUGUUCUGUAAUCCCAGAUGUCGAUUUAAAAACCGCCGCUGGACGCCAUCUCUUCCUUUCGCCUUCUUCACUACCGUCCGUCUGCAACUCCGCUGCUCACCCGACUCGUUCUUCUUCCUAUCUAGGUCAUUUCCUUCUCUCGCCGCCAUGAUUGUCUCAGAUUCCGAUUCAGCUACCCCAUCGUCCAAUUCUCGCCAAGCCGGUCAGUUGGAGGUGGAGAGGAGCGAUCGGGUCCGCCAUGCAGAGGGAGCGGUAGAAUCCUUCAAGUCCUCUCCUGACUUCACGGUAGUCGCGAUGGAGCGGAUGGAAGAGCUAACGACCGCUUGGCUCAAAACUGAACUUGGGGCUCAAUGGAUGGUCAAGGAGGGAACCAAGUCCUUCAAUUGCGGACUCUUCCAUGCCCAACAGGUCUUCCAUGACAGGCUGGCCCAGCUCCCUAAAGGAUUCUCUCUCCCCGACCUUGGCUUCCCUCCUCCCUGCCGCUCCUUGGCCGAGUUCAACCCCAGUCCCUAUCCGGACGGGGGGAGCUCGAGUGCGUCGGAAGAAGAGGAAGAAGAAGAAGUGGAAGGUGGUCAGAGCGACCAGAAUCUAGGGGCCAGCUUAGCCAUGUCCAAAGCGGGUGGACCUUCCGGCUCGGCCGUCUAAAUCCCCCAUUGUUCCCCCAUAGCUUUACCAACACUUGUCUCUCUCUUUUCCUUCGGAAUGAUUUGUCGUUUUGAUACAAUGCUCCUGUGUUGUU
This is a messenger RNA of Cuscuta campestris, 1682 nucleotides long. The record is from the annotation of a GenBank genome assembly. Lineage: Eukaryota; Viridiplantae; Streptophyta; Magnoliopsida; Solanales; Convolvulaceae.